Perognathus longimembris pacificus (Pacific pocket mouse) is the source of this 3120-nucleotide messenger RNA. RefSeq names its product dentin sialophosphoprotein (gene Dspp). NCBI's taxonomy places the organism in Eukaryota, Metazoa, Chordata, Mammalia, Rodentia, Heteromyidae. Gene Ontology annotation, molecular function: collagen binding. Gene Ontology annotation, biological process: odontoblast differentiation; dentinogenesis. Bases 1 to 3120 code for a protein of 1039 amino acids. The transcript is spliced from 4 exons. The record is from RefSeq and is a predicted model, not a curated record. Gene Ontology annotation, cellular component: nucleus; cytoplasm.
AUGAAGAUAUUUAUAUACAUUUGCAUUUGGGCUGCUGCAUGGGCUAUUCCAGUUCCUCAAAUUAAACCACUGGAGAGACAUGCUGUUGAAAAAUCUGUGAAUUUACCUCUUCAAGCAAAAGCAAAAUCACCAGUACAGAAUGAGUUAAUUGUCAAUGACAUCACUAAAGAAAGUGGUGGCCCCCUGUAUCAAAGUGAAUUAGAAAGGCAACACUAUAUCAUAGCUGGUGAUAAAGGACAGGGGAACGACUCUGAGUUGGCAGAAGUAGGAGAAAAGAAACCUUCUACACAUUUCACUUUAGCAAGUAAAGAGGGAAAUCUUGAAGAUGAAAAUGGAGGCACAAGAACUCCAGAAAUAUAUGGUCAUGAUGCAGUACAUGGAAAAGAAGAUACCACAGCAAAUGCCACCGGGGGGCAAAUGAGCAUUACUGGCAGUGUUACAACAGCAAAUGAGAGCAAUAUUGAUGGAAAUACAGAUCAGAAUGUAAAAUAUCAGGAGGGGGCAGAUGUAAGCCAGAAUGCCACUGUUGUCCAAGAAAAUAGACCACAAGUAGCUGACAGCAAUAACAGUACAAACCAUGGAGAUAAAACAGACAGGACUGAGGGUGAUACAAAUUCAACAACAUCUCACAGAGAAGGAGAGGAAAACUGGAAUGGGAAGGCUGAGGUAAUACCAGGCAAUGGGGGAGAUGCUGGCCUGGAUCAUUCUGAUGGGUGUCCUAGUGGGAAUGGAGCAGAUGAGGAUGGAGACAAGGGCUCUGGUGACACCGAAGGUGUGGAAGCAGAUACGAAGGAAGAGGGCAGUGAUAACAGCCAGGCCCAGGAAGGACAGGCUCAGGGAAAAGAAGAGAAAAGCACAGGUCAACAUUCAGUUAGUAUUGAAGACUGUGACUCUGAAGAGAAGCAAGAUCCCAACAACAACACUGGUGCAGAUGAUAAUUCUAACAGUGAAGAAAAUGCUGAAGCUAUUCUAGAAGGCCAAGCAGAGAACUUCCAAGAAUCCAGUCAUAGAGAAAGUAAAAGUGUGGGAAAUGGAACCAUCCAACAGUCAGAACCAAGUACUCUUGGAAAGAGUCAAGAUAAGGGAAUGAAAACUGAAUCUCCCAACAGUGAAGAUAGAACUAAUAGUACCAAGAGAGCUGGGGAAAUACUUGAACAGAGUAAAGGACAACGUGGUGGAAUCACGGUGAAGGAAAACAGAAAACCACAGGGACAAGCUGACAAGUCAGAAAGUCCUGGCAGGAAGCCAGAACCUGGGAGUGAGGCUGGACAUAGCAAGAGAGGUAGUGACAGUAACAGUGACGGAUAUGAUAGCUAUGAUUUUGAUGAUAAGUCCAUGCAAGGAGAUGACCCCAACAGCAGUGAUGAAUCUAAGAGAAGUGAUGGUGCCACUUCAGAAGGUGACAAUGACAGAAGUAGCCAAGGAGAUGUUCCCUACCUCUCAGAUGAAUCUGAAGAUAAUGGCAAUGACAGUGACUCAAAUGGAGGAGAUGAUGAUGACAGCAAUAACACUUCAGAUGCUAAUGAUAGUGACAGUAAUGGUGGUGGUGACAGCGAGAGUGAUGAAGUUGAAUCAGAAAGCAGCCAAGGCCGAUCUGAAAGUGGUGACACUGACAGCAGCGACAGCAAAUCAGACAGCAUUGGCAGCAGUGACAGCAGCGACAGCAGUGACAGCAAAUCAGACAGCAGCGACAGCAGUGACAGCAACGACAGCAAAUCAGACAGCAGCGACAGCAGUGACAGCAACGACAGCAGUGACAGCAAAUCAGACAGCAGCGACAGCAAAUCAGACAACAGUGACAGCAGUGAUAGCAGUGACAGCAGUGACAGCAGCGACAGCAGUGACAGCAGUGACAGCAGCGACAGCAGUGACAGCAAAUCAGACAGCAGUGACAGCAGUGACAGCAGUGACAGCAGCGACAGCAGUGACAGCAGUGACAGCAGCGACAGCAGUGACAGCAAAUCAGACAGCAGUGACAGCAGUGAUAGCAGUGACAGCAAAUCAGACAGCAGUGACAGCAGUGAUAGCAGUGACAGCAAAUCAGACAGCAGCGACAGCAGCGACAGCAGUGAUAGCAGCGACAGCAGUGAAAGCAGUGACAGCAGUGAUAGCAGUGACAGCAGCGACAGCAGUGACAGCAGCGACAGCAAAUCAGACAGCAGUGACAGCAGUGACAGCAAAUCAGACAGCAGCGACAGCAGUGACAGCAGCGACAGCAGUGACAGCAGCGACAGCAAAUCAGACAGCAGCGACAGCAGUGACAGCAGCGACAGCAGUGACAGCAAAUCAGACAGCAGCGACAGCAGCGACAGCAGUGGCAGCAAAUCAGACAGCAGCGACAGCAGCGACAGCAGUGACAGCAAAUCAGACAGCAGUGACAGCAGUGACAGCAGCGACAGCAGCGACAGCAAAUCAGACAGCAGUGACAGCAGCGACAGCAGCGACAGCAAAUCAGACAGCAGUGACAGCAAAUCAGACAGCAGUGACAGCAGUGACAGCAGUGACAGUAGUGACAGCAGCGACAGCAGCGACAGCAAAUCAGACAGCAGCGACAGCAGUGACAGCAAAUCAGACAGCAGUGACAGCAGUGACAGCAGUGACAGUAGUGACAGCAGCAACAGUAGUGGCAGUAGCAGCAGUAGUGACAGCGAUGACAGCAGUGACAGUAACAAAAGUAGUAGCAGCAGUGAUAGUGACAUUAGCAACAGUAGUGACAGCAGUGAUAGUGACAGUAGUGACAGCAGCGACAGUAGUGACAGCAGCGAUAGUAAUGACAGCAGCGACAGUAGUGACAGCAGCGAUAGUAGUGACAGCAGUGACAGUAGUGACAGCAGCGACAGCAGUGAUAGUAGCGACAGCAGCGACAGUAGUGACAGCAGCGACAGCAGCGACAGUAGUGACAGCGGCGACAGCAGUGAGAGUAACAACAGCAGUGACAGCAGCGACAGCAGUGACAGCGAUGACAGCAGCGACAGCAGCGACAGGAGCGAGCACGGGGCUAGCCCCUCUGACAGCAGCGAUGAGAGGGAUGAGCAGAGCGAGUCUGGAACUAGCAACAGCAGCGGGAGUGCCAGUGCUAGUGAGGGCAGUGACAGUAACCACUCAACGAGUGACUACUAG